GGCGAAAAAUCCCUCCAGUAUGUCCAAUGCUAUGUUCCUCCUGAUGCUCUGCAAGACUGGUCUGAAAGGGAAACUGCAGACCUUUCCUGGAAAAAUGGUAAACACUGCCAUCUGUGAUGAAGAAAGAGGAAUUCAAGACAAGGAAGGUACAGAGGAGUCCAUUCUGGCCAUGCUUGGGAUCAUCGGCACCAUUCUCAACAUGGUAGUCAUCAUCUUUGUCUACAUCUACACCACGCUGUGACUGAUAAAAAUCAACUAUUUUGCAUUGAACGGGCCUAUUGGGCCUACUGGAUGCAGCCAUGUUGUUUGGCUGGGAGUUGAGACUGUGCCAAGAUGGCACUGUGUCGUCGAUCGACUUUCCCAACUAUCAAAGGGAUCUAAGGCUGUGUGA
Messenger RNA from Oncorhynchus masou masou (cherry salmon), 391 nucleotides. Its product is annotated as protein TUNAR-like. Lineage: Eukaryota; Metazoa; Chordata; Actinopteri; Salmoniformes; Salmonidae. The record is from RefSeq and is a predicted model, not a curated record. The transcript is spliced from 2 exons. Bases 20 to 241 code for a protein of 73 amino acids.